AUGGCCACCCCGGCAGACGUACGAGCGGUUUUCGAGGAGAAACUAAGAGAAGGUGUACCGAAUCCACCCGGGGAGUUUAACCCUGUCGAUUUAGAGCGGGUUAAAAAUGAUAGGUAUAUGAAAAGGCUUCUAGCCCACCAGGGGAAGUCGCCGCAAGCCGCCGCUGACAUGCUAUGGGAUAUACUAACAUGGAGAAAGACUGUUGGAGCGAGCGAUAUUAAUGAAAGUACUAUUCGUCUGGACUACCUCAAAGAUGGGACGUUCUACCCUAGGGGUAGAGACGUCGACGGGUCGUUAUUACUCGUUCUAAAAGCAAAACUACAUAUAAAAGGUCAAAAGGACUUUGAAGAGUUGAAGAAGUUGAUCAUUUACUGGUGUGAUAGGAUAGAAAGAGAGGAGAAUGGAAAACCUAUUACUUUAUUCUUCGAUAUGGAUGGCUGCGGGCUCAGUAACAUGGACAUGGAACUUAUAAAAUAUUUAAUUGGUAUGUUCAAGUAUUACUACCCUGCGUUCUUGAAUUAUAUUGUUAUUUAUCAAAUGCCGUGGGUGUUGUCUGCUGCUUUUAAAGUUGUUAAAUCCUUACUGCCAGCGAAGGCUGUGGAACGAAUGAAGUUUGUCGGAAAGGAUAACUUGAAGGAUGUUGUGCCACCCGAAUUGGCUGAAGCGAUAAAUAGUAAGGACGAUUAUAAGUAUGAAUUCGUCCCGGAGAAUAGAAGUACGGAGCAAACACCAAAGAAAGUGACGUUCGCAGAACAGGGAGACAGCCAGCAUUCUCCUGGUGAGAUGUUACGGUUGAAUCCGAAUGAUACAAUUGUAUUUAAACACGAUAAUGAUGAUGUCACAGGUCAAUUCACUAUAACUAAUAUGGAUGCAAGUGCAAUAUCAUUCAAAAUACGAACAACUUCACCCGACAAGUUCCGUGUUCGUCCCAGCUCUGGCGUAUUAGCUAGUGGAUCAUCAUUAACAGUGCUAAUCGUGGUUCAACCUGGUUUCCAGCUACGUACAGUUGCGAAGGAUAGGUUCCUCGUCAUGUCUGUACAGAUUCCAAAAACAGAUUUGCUUCCGAAGGAACUAGCUGACAUCUGGCAGAAUUCGACUGGCAGCAAAGUGGACGAGUAUCGCUUGAAGUGUCUCUUCCCCGAGAAAGAGAUAGCAAGGAACGGAACAGUAGUGGAUGGUAAGUCACCGGAGAAACAAGAUACAGUUACGAAGGCAUUAAACAAUUUGCAGUCAAACUAUGAAACGCUGCACAGAGAUGUUAAGAGGUUGAAAGUUUUCCAAUUCUUAACGUUAUUCAUGACAGCUGUCUCUGUCUUGCUAGGUUAUUUGGUAUAUUUACACUCGAGCACGAGCGAGAGGUACUGUGAGCGCAUGUAG
Achroia grisella is the source of this 1377-nucleotide messenger RNA. RefSeq names its product motile sperm domain-containing protein 2-like. The record is from RefSeq and is a predicted model, not a curated record. Bases 1 to 1377 code for a protein of 458 amino acids. NCBI's taxonomy places the organism in Eukaryota, Metazoa, Arthropoda, Insecta, Lepidoptera, Pyralidae. The transcript has a single exon.